Messenger RNA from Zychaea mexicana, 423 nucleotides. RefSeq lists its product as uncharacterized. NCBI's taxonomy places the organism in Eukaryota, Fungi, Mucoromycota, Mucoromycetes, Mucorales, Lichtheimiaceae. The transcript has 3 exons. The record is from RefSeq and is a predicted model, not a curated record. Bases 1 to 423 code for a protein of 140 amino acids.
AUGUACACUUUCACUUUCCAUCUUAACAAACCUGAAAAUAACAUCCAUCGCUGUCAAUACUGCGACAAGGUUAUGCAACCAAUUCGAACCUUCACCGACAUAUUCCUGAAAAGCAUAGACUGCAAUCAAGAUGUCCCUGCUGAGUCGAUUAGCGAGUCGCGUGAAACCGAGGAUAGCGAUCUUGGAGACGAAGGAGAUAACUUCGAUGAUACUUCGGUUAUCGAUCAAGAGGAUUUUUUCUACCUUGAAGUUGAUGACAGUCUCGAGGCUGAUGAAGGGGAAGUUAGCGACUUUAACCAGCAGGGACAGAUUCUCCAACAGAAUCUCGAAGAAGAUUCUGCAGCUUUUGAAGAAUUUCAUCGAGUUAUCUCACAAAGAGCGAGAUCUAAUUCAACCAAGACUGGAUGGCUUCGACCCGAUUAA